AUGAUGGCGGUGCGUGAACGCGCAGUCAAAGUAAUGGCUACUCUGGAGCGGCGGGUGCCUAGCCUCGACGAUUUUGUGGGUCAGAGCUGGAGUGUCUGGGCUGAGAGGGCCGGUGUGACAGCAUCGGCUGGGCUCGAUGUGGAAGACUGCAACAAGAAUGGCAAGAAAGCGGCAGAGGCCAUGUCCCUGAGCAAGGAGGACAUGUCCAUCUUUGGCCACUACCCAGGCCAUGACGACUUCUACCUAGUGGUGUGUAGUCACUGUGGCCAGGUGGUCAAGCCGCAGGCCUUUGAGAAGCACUGCGAGCGGAGACAUGGCCCCCUGGCCAAGCUUUAUGCACGACUGCGCUCUCCCACCUCAACACCUCAGCCUCAGCAGAGACCUCGCCAUGGGCACUCUCCAUCCCAUGGGACCUCUUCCUCGGUUUCCUCCUGGGAGGGUUGGAACCAAGGGGUCGGGCCACCUCGUGCAACUCCACCGUCCCCUUCCACUCCACCAAAUUACAGACACUCCAAGAGCUCAAAGGACAAUGUAAGACAUUCUCCUCUAGAGAAGGGCUCACACAGUGGCCAUUCGGAAUCGCCUGUCUUCAAGCAACCGCCACCCUUGGAGCCCCCAAUGAGUUCUCCUCCUCCAUCUCUUCGGGACCCCCCUUGGUCACAUGGUGGUGCCCCACCCGACAGGCCUCUAACCCAGAGGAAGGAACUGGCUUUGGCUUCUGGAGUUUCUAGUCACCGGGUCCCCAGACCCUACAACAAAGUAGCCUCCAGGAGAGAGUGUGACCUAGACAAGCACUGCGGUGUCCUGGACCCUGACAGAAAGAAAGUCUGCACACGCCUCCUGACUUGCAAUAUCCACUCCAUUCACCAGAGGAGGAAAGUUGUGGGGCGCAGUAAGAACUUUGACCAGCUAGUGGCAGAGCUGAAGACCAAGGUCCGAGAGAAAGGGUCCCAAGGCCUUGAUGGGGGCUGCUCCACUGGUCGUUCACCCAGCCCAGAGAACCCUAGGGAGCCAGCUGGUGCCCCACACUGCAGGAGACCACUUACUAACCUACCUGCCUUUAGAGCAUCCUCCGAGAGUGCCCCAGAGGAGGAGAAGCUGUGGCAGGAUGAAGGGAGCCACCGUGCCCCCUCACCCCUCAUCCAUGGACGUAUCUCCAGUGAUGAAAGUGAAGGAGAAGGACCUGAGGAGCUCUCCGAGUACCCAUCAUCUGCCUCACAUCCCCGACCACUAGCUGUGUGCUCGUUUGGCAGCCAUGCAGUGGGCCAUGGCGUCUACACGUUUGACAGGAGGCUCCACCAUCUGAGGUCGGCUCUCAGCAGCAUGCUAGAGCAGCACAUCAGCGCCCAUCUCUGGAAGAAAAUACCUCAAGCCACCGACCAUCAAUCUCAGAGUUCCUCAGCCAAGACCAUCAUUCCCUCUUCUCCUUCCUCCAUAUCCUCUUCCUCUUUGCACUCCAAGGUUCGCACAGGAAGUCACAUCAGCUCUACCGUGAAAAUUUCCUCGUCCUCCUCCUCCUCCUCCAGCCGUGGACCAGGCAGACCCCCUGUGGCUAGUCAACCAGAGAAUUUAGGGAGCAGCAGCGGGGGCCACAUCGUAGCACCAGUGAAGCCAGCGGCAGUCCGCCAGGUAGGCUCUGGGCGACUUAAGAACCCAGUGGGACGGCCCAGCAAACAGAUGCUGAAGUUGCGGGAGGAGGCUGCAGCAGCUGCGGCUGCCGCUCUCCGGAAACGCAAGGCACCAUCUCAGGAGGGGGAGCACUCCGGCCCCGACAGGAACUGCAUCAUCCUCCAGGACCGGGGCCGUCCACCCUCUGCUUCCUCCUCCUCAUCUAAGACUGCCCCAUCCCUGCCCCUUCCACAUGGACAGACCAAUGGCACACUUUCCCCUGGCAGCAAGCCCCGACCCCAGCCCUCUCCCUCUGAAUCCCACUCGCCAGCAGCCACCGCAGCGUGGUCUUACAGACGGACAUACCCUCCUCCAGCCCAUUCCUCUCCCCCCGACACAGCCACCACCAAUUCCCACAGCAGAGGGGUUGCAGGGGGGGACUCAUUGCACGGGCGAGGAAGUGGGAGGGGCUUUGAGCACCGCGGGCUGGUGAAGAAACGCAAAGGGGGCAACAAUGGGGAGCACUCACCUCCCCCCAAACCUUCACCGCACCGCCUGUCCUCUUCCUCCCCUUCCUCUUCUUCCUCUCCUCGCUCAAACUUCUACCCCUGGAAGGACAGUAAAGGUGGAGCGCUGGCCGGGGGGCUGGAGAAGAAACUGGGCACACAGAAGCCAAAAUUGCACCAUUAAGUGUGCCUGCCUUACAAGCCACAACGAGGGAGCCAGCUCUGCUCAGUCAAAGACUGGCAGCAGGACUCAACAAAAUAAUUUUGUAUGUGUGUGCAUUUGGAUACUCAAACCAAUGUUUGUAUGUGCGUGUCUGCUUUUGUCUUAUUGAAACCUAUGAGUGUAGGCUCAAGUGUGCGUGUGUCAAGUUGUGUUUGUAUGUGCACAACUAGUAAAAUGACUUCAGCGGUCUUCAGUGUCUGAAUCAGACUUGGGUAUGUGUGUAUCUGUGAAUUUGGUGUCUGGGUGAAUGUCUCGGGGAGAUGGGAUCAAAGAAUUUCAGUGUAUUGAUUUAGAAAUACCUCAAGACCAUCUUGGUUAUGCUGCUAAAUGAAAAUAUGUUGGUUUAUAUAAAUGGAUUAAAAUGUCCUUUAC
Messenger RNA from Lampris incognitus (smalleye Pacific opah), 2709 nucleotides. RefSeq names its product ataxin 7-like 2a (gene atxn7l2a). The record is from RefSeq and is a predicted model, not a curated record. Lineage: Eukaryota; Metazoa; Chordata; Actinopteri; Lampriformes; Lampridae. The coding region runs from base 1 to 2298 and encodes 765 amino acids. The transcript has 10 exons.